Molecule: messenger RNA, 3205 nt
Organism: Paramuricea clavata
Lineage: Eukaryota; Metazoa; Cnidaria; Anthozoa; Malacalcyonacea; Plexauridae
Source: the annotation of a GenBank genome assembly
AUGAGCAAAAGGAAACAAAUUGAUAUUUCCUCCUAUUUUGGUGAGGCAGCCAUAAGUUCAAAGGACGUCUGCACGACUGAAAAACCUGCAACCGCUGCCAAGGUUAGCAAGAGAGUUUUGCACGUAUCAACCGCAGAAAAAUGGAAAACCACGCAACUAGCAGUAUAUAAUGCAGAGGACUGGCUGCUUUUUUUAAAAGACACUGGUGCAAACCAAGUAAAAGCAUUGAAAUGCAGUGCAUGUACAAGAUAUUAUACACAAAUUUCAGGUGUCAAGGGUUUUUCUCCACAGUGGUCAUCGGAUGAAGGAUGCACGCGACUUAUGUUGUCAAGCGCAACAGAUCAUGUCACCAGUGAACCCCAUAAACAGGCAAUGAUUCUGGUUAUGAAACAAAAAGGUAUGAACGUAUCAGAGCGUUCUAAAGCCAUGCAGGGUGUCCUUGACUCGCAAAAGCAAGGAAGCUUUUUGUCUACCCUCGCGACACUUAAUGAACAAGACUUAGAAAGAACGAAGAAGAAAUUUCAAAUCGCAUACUACAUCGCGAAAGAGGAGCUGCCUAUUGUGAAGUAUAGUACAAUGUUGGACCUUGAAGAGAGACUUGGAGUUGAUAUUGGUACAGCAUACCGUAACAACAACUCUGGGGGAGUGUUUAUGGAUUACAUAAGUGAGAGUAUUGCGGAGGAAUUAAAACAGAAACUAGCUAAAGUUCACUUUUACAGUGUCUUAACAGAUGGCUCUACUGAUGCGGCUACGUCUGAAAAUGAAGCUGUGUUUGUGGUUCAUUUCGAUCCGGAUCCUCCGGGAUGUGACAAAGUCAAAGUUGUUGCAAGUUUCCUCAAGCUUAACUUCCUACAAACUGCUGGAGCAACCGGGAUAGUAGAAAGUAUUAAAGAAAGCUUCAAAGCAGUGUCAAUUGAUGAUUUAUUUCAGAAAUUAGUUGGUUUUGGAGCCGAUGGGGCAAAUGUGAAUAAAGGUAACAAAGAAGGUGUAAAGGCAAUUUUAAGAAGAGAAAACCCAUGGUUGAAUUUUGGUUGGUGCGUUGCACACCGCCUUGAAUUGUCACUGAAGGAUAGUUUGCAAGGGACCGUGUUCGACGAAAUUGAUGAGGUGAUUUUGCGUAUGCACUAUCUGUAUAAGCAAGCACCGAAAAAAUUAAGGCAACUUAAACUGCUUGUAGAUAUAUACGAUGAGGGUGACGAGUUUGAAACAGGCGGUUACCGUCCCAAGAAAGCAUCAGGUAUAUUACAGUAAUCUUUCAGUUAUUUUUGACAAGUUAUGUUAUACUCCAAUAUAAGAAAGCCAACAUCAUUCAAGAUUUUUAUCAGUAAUUCAGUUUUACAGUAAUUUGUAUGAUAUGUUAUAAUGUAUGAAUUUUUUCUUGCAGGCACACGCUGGAUUGCACACAAAGUUGCUGCUCUGGACGUUAUUUUGGACAAAUAUGGCAUAUAUCUUCAACAUUUGGAGAAUAUAUCAGAAGACAACAGUUUCCCUGCAGACGAUCGUGCCAAAUGUAAAGAUUGGCUAAAAAAAUGGUCAAAAGCCAAGAUACCUUAGCACCGGCAAAAUGUCUGUCCAAAUCUUUCCAGGCGAGGACAUUGAUGUGGUUGCAAGCAUCGAAAACGUUGAGAAAACCAAACGCCAGUUACAUCGAAUUUCUCGAAAGGAGCUAAAGGAGCUGCCGACGGUUAAAAGGUUGCUCCAGAAAAUUCAAGAGCGAGAUGGAAAGUAUCUCCUUCACGACGUUGUAAUCCGAGGAUACGAAAGAGCGGUUGAGACAACUGCGAAAGUGAAAGACGACCUCAUAGAGCGUGUCAAAAAUGCAAUUGAACAACGCCUCGAAGAAGAUCCUGAGGACGAAAGAGGCGAAUUAGCCGCACUUCUUAACACGGCUGGCUGGGUGAAAGCGAAAGAUGAUGCUGUUGAGAUCUUCGAUCAAGAUGUGGAGAGACUCUAUGAGAGAUAUCGCAUACCCUUGGAAAGAGCAUGUUUUAGCGGAACAGUUGGAGAGCUUCUCGACCAAUGGCACAACCUUUUAGAGCACGCGCUUGCUUACUUGUCCCCGGAAAGAGUUGACUACAGGGUUGUGUGGCAUCAGCUAUUUAACUGUAGCAGAUCUAAGGAGUGGAAUGCUAUUUUAACUCUUAUUGAGCUGUUAUUCGUUCUUCCGGUGUCUAACGCUAAAGUGGAGGCGUUCUUUUCAUUAAUGAAACGUGUGAAAACUGACACCAGGGCAUCACUCAAAGAACAUCGUCUCAACAGCUUACUUCGUAUCGUUACUGAAGGGCCGGGUUAGGAUAAAACGCGGAUACGGACGGACGGAUGGAUGGCGGACGGACGGACGGACGAGUGGCGGACGGACGGACGGACGGAUGGCUUCCAAAAAACGUUUUUCAGCCUUUUUUAAGUCAUAUCCGCGUUUUAUCCAAAAGGAUAAAACGCGGAUAUGGUCCAAAAAACGUUUUCCAGCCUUUUUUAAGUCAUAUCCGCGUUUUAUCCAAAAGGAUAAAACGCGGAUAUGAUCCAAAAAACGUUUUUCAGCCCUUUUUCAGUCAUAUCCGCGUUUUAUCCAAAAGGAUAAAACGCGGAUAUGGUCCAAAAAACUUUUUCAGCCUUUUUUAAGUCAUAUCCGCGUUUUAUCCAAAAGGAUAAAACGCGGAUAUGGUCCAAAAAACGUUUUUCAGCCUUUUUUAAGUCAUAUCCGCGUUUUAUCCAAAAGGAUAAAACGCGGAUAUGGUCCAAAAACGUUUUUCAGCCUUUUUUAAGUCAUAUCCGCGUUUUAUCCAAAAGGAUAAAACGCGGAUAUGGUCCAAAAAACGUUUUCCAGCCUUUUUUAAGUCAUAUCCGCGUUUUAUCCAAAAGGAUAAAACGCGGAUAUGGUCCAAAAAACUUUUUCAGCCUUUUUUCAGUCAUAUCCGCGUUUUAUCCAAAAGGAUAAAACGCGGAUAUGGUCCAAAAAACGUUUUCCCAGCAUUUUUAAGCCAUAUCCGCGUUUUAUCCAAAAGGGUAUCCAAAAGGAUAAAACGCGGAUAUGGUUCAAAAAACGUUUUUCAGCCUUUUUUAAGCGAUAUCCGCGUUUUAUCCAUAUCGAUAUGUAUAAAGAAUAUUGAAUAUUGUCCUAGAAUUUGAACAAAUAAAAACCAAUAAUAUGUCUCUUCGCUUAAUUAAAUACUUACUGCGAGAGAAGAGUUCUAAAAUUACAAUUUAG